This is a messenger RNA of Falco peregrinus (peregrine falcon), 8405 nucleotides long. RefSeq names its product bridge-like lipid transfer protein family member 3A (gene BLTP3A). The record is from RefSeq and is a predicted model, not a curated record. The transcript is spliced from 21 exons. The coding region runs from base 79 to 4488 and encodes 1469 amino acids. Gene Ontology annotation, molecular function: histone deacetylase binding. Lineage: Eukaryota; Metazoa; Chordata; Aves; Falconiformes; Falconidae.
CGGGGCGGGGCGGGAGGCGGCGGCGGCGCCGCGAUGGGGUCCCGCCGCCCGCGGCCCUGAGCCCUGCCGCCCCGCGGCAUGGCGGGCCUCAUCAAGAAGCAGAUCCUGAAGCACCUCUCCCGGUUUACUAAGAAUCUCUCUCCAGACAAAAUCAACCUGAGCACGCUGAAAGGGCAGGGGCAGCUGACCAACCUGGAGCUGGAUGAAGAGGUGCUGCAGAAUGUGCUGGAGCUGCCCACCUGGCUUGCCAUCACUCGCGUCUACUGUAACAAGGCAUCUAUCAGGAUCCAGUGGACGAAGCUGAAAACACACCCAAUCUGCCUGUACUUGGAUAAAGUGGAGGUAGAGAUGCGAACAUGUGAAGAGCCUCGGCCACCCAACGGACAGUCUCCCAUUGCUCUUGCUGCAGGUCAAAGUGAAUAUGGCUUUGCUGAAAAAGUCGUGGAAGGGAUGUUUAUUGUCGUCAAUUCCAUCACCAUCAAGAUUCACUCCAAGGCCUUUCAUGCUUCUUUUGAGCUAUGGCAGCUCCAAGGCUACAGUGUCAACCCAAACUGGCAACAGAGCGACUUGAGGCUCACCCGCAUUACUGAUCCGCAGAGGGGAGAGGUUUUGACGUUCAAAGAGCUCACCUGGCAGACACUUCGGAUAGAAGCAGAUGCCACUGACAAUGGCGAUCAGGAUCCUGUUACUACUCCUCUGAGACUCAUUACCAACCAGGGGAGGAUCCAGAUUUCUCUCAAGAGAAGGACCAAAGAUUGCAAUGUGGUGGCAUCUAAGCUGAUGUUUCUCCUUGAUGACCUGCUCUGGGUGCUGACAGACUCUCAGCUGAAAGCAAUGAUGAAAUAUGCAGAGUCCCUGAGUGAAGCCAUGGAGAAGUCUGCCCAGCAGAGGAAAAGCUUAGCGCCAGAGUCUGUACAGAUAACACCACCUGCACCAAGUACCCAGCAGUCCUGGUCUCAGCCGUUUGGAGUCAGCCCCAAUGCAAGUAGCAUUGGUCAAUACUUUGAUAAGCAUGACAUGAAAGAGUCAUCAUACCACCUCCUCAUUUCACACUUGGAUCUGCAUAUCUGCGAUGACAGCCACACUCGAGAGUCAGGUGCUUUGAAACAUGGGAUGCUGGGAGGUGCCAUGCAGCUGACCUUCAAGAGGAUGGCUUUUGACUAUUAUCCUUUCCACAGGGCAGGAGAUCCCUGCAAGCAUUGGGUGAGGUACAGUGAAGCAAUGGAAACACGGGGACAGUGGGCAAAGAAGUUGGUCAGUGAAUUUCAAAGCAAGAUUGAGAAGCUUUAUGAAGAAAUGGACCCUGCAUUUGCCAAGACUCCACUUUCCCCCUUCAAAAGGAAACCAGAUACUACAUUGAGUCCACAUAAAAGUCCCUUAGAGAAAGGCCGUGUACCUCCCACAAGUUUGCCACGACUCCGGCACCCUCCCUGGAACAGACUUCGAUCCAGCUGUGUGGUAGUUCGAGUAGAUGACUUGGAUGUUCACCAGGUUUCUACAGCUGGUCAGCAAAGUAAGAAACCCUCCACCUUGCUUUCAUGUAGUAGAAAAGUCUUCAAACUUCCUGAUCAGGUCUCUGCAAUCCAUAUUGAAUUCACAGAGUAUUACUUCCCAGACAAUCAGGACUUUCCAGUUCCAUGCCCAAACCUGUAUGUACAGCUGAAUGGCCUGAUGCUUACCCUGGAUACAGCAAGCGUGCUCUGGAUAAACCUCUUCUGUCUGGAUCUUUAUCGCAGUUUGGAGCAGUUCAAAGCCAUCUACAAGCUGGAGGACUCAGGCAAGCGUGAUGAGCAUGUUGAUGUUCGACUGGAUGGCUUUCGGCUGAAGCUUAACAUCCCUGUGGAGAAGAAAGUCACUGACCAUCAAGAUCGCCCACAGACACUCUGCAUUUGCACGUCGGAGAUGACAGCCACCAACACCCGCCACGCUCCCUUCUGCAGCUGUCAGGACCUCCAGAGCCUCUUCCGUAAAUUUGCCAGUUCAGAAUUCUUCCACUCCAGCUACACUAAGUUCCCAAGGUCUCAGGAUAACUUCAGCCUCCUCCACACCCUUUUCUUGCGCCAUGCGUAUGAGGUGGAUGAUAGGCCUCGGAAGCAGCCAGGCUUUCCCCAGCUACUACAUAAAACCUCUGCCUCUGAAGAUCUGUGGUCUGUGAAUUUCACUGAGCUUUCCCUGGACUUUGAGGGGGCUGAAAGCUCAAAGGGCAGAGCCCUUAGCUUUAUUGACCCUUUUCCCCUUUCCAUUUGGGCCUGCCUUCCCAAGAGAUGGGGGCAAGCGCAGAUAUCUAAACGACAGGAGUUGGCCACCUCUGAGUUGAAAAUCAAGCCUUCUGCCAGCUUUAGCAAUCACUCCAAGAAUGAGAGCCUUUCCAGAGAACAUGGGGUUUGCCAAAGAUCAAAGACUGACCAGGAUCUGAAGAACAUUUACAAGGUCCCAGAGACAAUGGAUGUCUUGAGAGAAUCUGACCAUGAAACUGAUGAUGGAGUAGAUACUAAAGAGCUGGAAGCUUCUGCUGAUAUCCAUGUGCUUAUGUCCUCAUCUGUUCACGUCAAAGUUCGGCUCAACCACUACCAAUACUUGGUGCUGCUCAGAAUGAAAGAAGUUCUGCAAACGCUACAGGAGCAGUUGGCCCAAGAUACCCAGGAAGUGACUGGGUCUCCUUUAGAUCCCAUGUCCGUGUGUGUAGGAGUUACGUUCCAUAGUGCUGAAGUGGCCCUGCUCAUGAACCCUGCACCAGGGUCUGUCUUGGAACGCAGAUCCCUCAACUCGGACACAACAAGCCUGAUUGAUUCUGAGCUCUCACCUUCAGACAGCAAGGAGGGGCUGGCAGCUGAAGAGAAGGAGCUGCAAUCAGAGACCGGUUUAGAGAAGGGAGCGUGCAGUGCCUCAGAGGUCCCAGAGGACAGCGGGAUUGAAAAUACAGGUACCAGCGUACCACUGGAGAGAUUCCCAAGGUCUGCAAGUGGUGGAGCUCUGAGUACAGCUCCACCUGAUAAGAGUGUAGAGGAGAAAGGUUUGAUAGAAGAAGCACAUGAAGCUGUGGAAGCCCUGGUUGCAGAAAGGCCAGCAGAGGCCAGCAGCCACCCUCAGAGCCCUCCUGCUCUCCCUUCUAGCCCAACCUCAGACACGCAGCCCGCGGGGAGAGGAAACAUCGCUCUCAAUGGCCAGGCAGAACUCAUCCCUUUGAAGAACAUAGAGGUGGAGUUGUCUAGUGCACUGUACAUCACAAAGGAUGCCACAAAGGAAGCGCUGCAUGUGACUAUGGACCUCACCAAAGAAGCCAUGUCUAUAACAAAAGAUGCUCUGAGCCUGAGCCGGGAGAAGAUGACCUCCACCAUGCAGAAGAUGCUCUCUCUCCCCCCCAGUAGGGAUUCUGUGCCCAAAGUAGAAGAGGGAGCAGUGACUCCAAGCGGGGGUAGCAGCAGCCGAAUGCGUUUCUUCUCCAUGAAGAGGACAGCAUCCCAGCAUUCCUUCGACACUACGUCUGUGGACGGGAGCGGCCCUGAGGAUGGGCUCUCUGUGGACAGCGAUGGCAGCGAUGGCUUUGUGAUGCUCACAGACUCUGAACCCAGCCUGGACCCUCUUCCCUCAGGGCACCUUCCUCAGGUCCACAAUCACACAGGCAGUAGAACAAGUCUGAUGGCAGAGGACGAGGGUGGAGCAUCUCCUGAAAUAAACAGCUCGACUUCACAGAGUGAAGACACCAGCCUUCAGCUGGUGUCCGUCCUCGUGUUGAAGAUGAAUGAGGUGAACUGUGGAAUAGAGGCACGAGGUGAUGAUUUAUCUCUUGCUUUACAAGUAAUGAACGUGGUUCCAGAGCAACUGAACAACGUUGGAAUGUGGCAGUAUCUGCGGGGCUAUCUGGCUCUAGGAGAUCCAGGUAUAGAGAAGCCUUCGGUCCCUGAAGCGAGUAAGACCCAGCCAGAGGUGUGCUUACGUGUUGAAGUAGGACCUAGUGCUGCUGUGCACUCACCGCUGGCUGUUCAGAAUGGCUUCCUUCAUAUGCUGGUCCACAGUUACACAGCAGAGCUCUUCAUGUCCUUCCUUACCAACCUUGGCCCCUUUCUUGAGGAUGAAAUAAUUCCAGAGGUGAUCCCCAUGGAGCUAGAAGUUGUGGAUGCCAAAAUCACAUUGAAGGAUGACAGCCCCCGGGUAUACCCAACAUCCCCCGGCCCUGUUCCUAUCACCUUGGCAGUAGAUCACGUCAUUGUGAAGCGCAAAGAUGAUGGGGUGUUCUAUGUAACAGCUCCACAAGGGGAAGGCUCACUGAAACAGGAAAAACCUGUGUCAGUUCUUCAGGAGCAGAAGGCCCCAGCCGAGUGUGUCUUGGCAGCCCCAGCAGCAGGAACACGUGGACUGCAGUUAAAGGAAGUGCUGGAGUUGCAAAAGGAGCUUCAGACCAUGAAAAUAGCCCUUGCAGAAGCCAACAUGGACAAGGCUCGCCUUCUGCAGGAAAUUAGGAAAUACAAUCCCCUCUUCCAGCUUUGACAGCGAAGGCGCAGGCUGCAGCUGCUCAGGAGUGGAGACCACCACCAGCACUAAGGCGGCUAGUUUGAUUAUAGCGCUGCUAAACGGGUCAACCUCCUGGAGACUCCAAGAAUGGAAACCAGCUGCGAUGGUGAAAUGACUUGAAAGAGGGAGAAAGGAAGGCAGGCCUGACUGGGCAACAGGGAGGAAGUUAUCUGUUUGCAGCCACUUUCCUCUGUCCUGGCAGUGUGGUGCUGCCUCUGUCGCUGAACCAGGGCAGUGGUCAGCCUACAGACAAAAGCUCAGAAGUUGGGCAGGCACCCCACGUCACUUCGACCGUGGGUGGUAGCGACAGCGUGCUUUCAGCCUUUGCCUUUCACGGUAACAUCUAGAUAUGGUCCCUGUUGGGGUUUCUGCUUCUUUCAGCUUUCCUCAUUGUGUUGCUGCUUAGUCGUGCAUGCCAAAGAGCACAGGAGUGUAGUUACCUCACCGCAUCAGGAGGGACAGAGGGUGGGUUUGGCAGAAAACAUUGCUCAGAGCUCCGAGGUGAAAGCACGCGUGGUAUCACGUGAACAACAAACAGGAGGUUGGUGGGUGUGGGAGGUGCAGAAGGGAUUUCCCCCUGUGGAGUGAGGGGGCUACAGCUCACUAUUCCCUCAAGAACAGGGUCAGGGUAGUAAAGAAAUUUCUUCAGACUUCUUUUUCCACCAGUCAUUUGUUGUGUCAAGACAGAAUCAGUAGUAUAUUAGACUUUUCUAAUUCUUUCUUAAUCUCGCAAAGUUUGGCUUUAUUGAUGCAGAAACACAAAGGAAUUCACUUAUUUCAUUAUAAAGCGCUGCUUAAAUUUUCUUCUCAUUUUACUGCCAGAGCACAGGGGUGAAGGAAGUCUGUUGUCACAGAGCGAGGUGACCUAUGCAUUUUCUUUGGGGAUGUAUGCUGUCCUGAAACUAUUGUAUGCCAGACUUUCACCAGCAGAAAGAGGGAGAGCAGCACGGGCUGCACAAGGAAAUAGCUGCCUGCGUUCCUCCACGGUUGUGUAUUUUUAUUAGCACUGAGCUCUUGGCUGGUCUUAAACGUCUUUUUUAACAGGGAUGUUGGUACGUGGGUCAGAAGGGUGCUGACCAGGCCUGCCUGGGUGGAGGCUGAGGGCACCAACUGCUCACUGUGGGGUGGAGAUGAAACAGUAGCUGCUUGGGUUGAGCACGGCUUGUAUUUUUGCCUUUUCUGGAGCUGCUUCCCUGAAGGGGAAGAAGUCUCUGUGGUCAGUGACUGACUUAAUUUAUAAAGAAAUAGCUUCUACAGGUGUGGAGGGAAAAAAAGGACAACCCCAGCAGAAGUAGUAGUAAACACUAACUGUAAACAGUAAAAAAGGAAAUGUCAUUUAUGAACUGCAAGAAUCAAAUCCACUCUCAAGACCAAGUUGUACGUGGUUUCUUUGCUCUGCUAGUCCAGGCGAUACACGGUCGGUGCGCUGAGGAAGGAGGCGGCCGUGAGGGGCAGGUGUGAAGGGAGCAGCAGUGCCAGAGGAGAUCUGCUCUGUGUUCUGGUACGGCAGGGUGUGACUUUCAGCCCGCUCUGUGUUACGGAUGAGCACCUGUUCCCUCCCCCGUUACACACACCACCCUUACUGUCUGCGAAUUGGAUUUUCUCGGAUUUCAAACUUUGAUUUGGGUUUUUCCAGCUGCGUUUUGUGUUUGCGGAAGUGCACAGUUUCCGAUGCACAGGCUUUUACUGCAUGUAAACCAGGGAGCAACUACCCCAUACCGAGUGCUAGGAAAAGUGACAGACCGUAUGCAAUUCUCCUUUAUUGAUCAGAUGAAAACUUAUCUAUAGAGGUUAAGGAGCCCUCGCUGUGAUUUUUAGCUGAACACCCCCUCCCCCCCAAAAAACCCCACCACUCCAACUUUAUUGUAUUUUUCUAUUUUUUUUCUGUGUAAACAUUAGUCCACUGAAAUUAGUUUAGCUAAAGUAAUACAAGAUUUUAAUUCUGCUCACUAUGCAAGGGAGCAGCCUCCAAUUUACAAGCCAUGAUGAGCUGAGGCCUGGAAACUACGCAAAAGCAAGCAAAUAACUUGGGAAUUAAGUGUGGUUUUCCUACUGUGCUCUUAUAUACUUACCCCUUUGCCCAGCUCUGGAGCUGCUGAAUGCUUUGCCCUUAAUGGGCGCUCCUGAGAUGAUUUGAAUCCUUUAGGGGACACAGGGACAUACUUAGAGCACUAGGCUAGAUGUAGAGGCACCGCUGGCUGUGGUUUGCAGAGAGCCAAGAGUGAAUUCCUUGUGGUCGUUAGCUUUCACUUUGAAAAAAGAGGAUAUGUAAGAGAGGUACAGUGAUUAAACCAACUGUCACUCUUAAGCUCAUCAUCUUAAUUCUGAGUUUGACUCCAUUAGACUGAAGGUGGCUUUGAGUAACGUUUGCUGGAAUUAGUAAAGUGUACACUAGGUUUGAAGAGACACCCCUGAGGCUAUACUGCCAGAGUCCGGUAUUUCUGCCAAGAUCUGACCGACCAGUGCCUACAGCCAGAUACGACAGCGGCAGCGAGCGCCUGACCUUCCUUCUAGAGCCUCUGGAAGCAGGCAGCCGCAAAUUAAUUAAAAGGAGGGGUACUUGCCUUUGGCAGAAGCGCAGGAGCUGAGCUGCGGGAGGCUUUGUUGUGACUUAGCCUGGGCUGGCUCGGCUGUUUGGACGCUGUGACUUCUGCCAGUGGCUUUCCUUCCUCCUCAUCAUUCCUCCUCAUUCCUGUAAGGCAACCUGACUGUUUUCUCUGGAGCGCGUUCUCUGACCCAUCCCCUGCUCAACACAGCCUUUGACAGCCUAGAUUUGUGGUGCUGCCUGUGAUGGAAAACUUACUAGAGUAGCCUGUUGGGCCUGUUCUCAAAAGGAAAAUGCACUUUUAACUUUUUAAGCGUCAGUGGGCAUUUUCUUCAUCAAUACUGCCUCGUGCAUAGAGGAAUUCAGACGUAAAAGCAGGGGUUCUGAAAGGCAAGGGAUCUUCCGCAGUGAGUAACUCUUGCUACGAGCAGCCCAGAGUGAGGGGGAGAGGUAACAAAGCGUCAGUGUAUCUAGACCUUCCCUGAACAAAGCUAUACACCAACAGCUCACUGUAAGUACCACUGCGAGCUCCACAAAGCCCCCACGAGCAGAAGCUGUGAUUUCUUUAGUGAAAUCUUUGUGCUGCUGUGCUUGCUUCCUCUUCCUGUGUGAAGCAAGAAAUAUAAGAAUGCUUGCCUUAAGUGGAAUGCAAUGGUAUUCUUACUUUUUAUUCACUAGUUGCUUGAAAAUGGGAGGUUUAUUUCCUUAUCUUUCAAAUUUUCAUAAUUCUUUAAGUAAGUGUCCAGUUUCAGCUCAAGCCAGCUUGGGAAAUGAGUAGGGUGCAAAGGGUUUUCCCAGAUGUGGUGCCUGCUUGCACUGUCACACUUCCCACCACUCCCUCCCACGUGUGCAGACCUGGGGCGGAGUUGCUUACAGCAAAUCUCUUGUUCCAGCAACUUAAAACCAGAUGACUUAAGAACUGAAGCACUUCCACAGUUUUAAGUACCCGUGCAAAGUACUGUAAAACAAUAAAAAAAAAAGUCCUUUCUACAAGGCGUACGUGUGGGAGGACACAAUCUCCCAUAGCUCUGCUGAUGACUAUUAGUAAAGUUUACUUUCUAAGAGCCUUUUGUUUAAGGACUCUUUCUACUUUAUUAUGAGAGCCGACUCAGUCCUGUGUGUAACUACAAUCUGGUUACCCGAGGAAGAGCACGUGGCCUCAGCAUCGUUGACAUUUCAUUAGCAGCAGUGUGCUCCCAGGGGACUACUGUAUGUACAGGUGGGUAACGUGCAAGUCUGACCUUGAAUUUGAGUUUUAGGCAGUAUUGGAACUUUGUUGCAGUAUAUUUCCACUCCUGCAUUUAUUGGUUCUAUGAACCAUGGAAAGAAAAUAAACUUGUUAACCUCC